Messenger RNA from Linderina pennispora, 920 nucleotides. Its product is annotated as Pre-rRNA-processing protein pno1. Gene Ontology annotation, cellular component: nucleolus. The transcript has a single exon. Lineage: Eukaryota; Fungi; Kickxellomycota; Kickxellomycetes; Kickxellales; Kickxellaceae. Bases 75 to 791 code for a protein of 238 amino acids. The record is from RefSeq and is a predicted model, not a curated record. Gene Ontology annotation, molecular function: RNA binding.
UGCUUCUCAUUUGGCCACACCAAGCUCCUCCUUCUCUUUCACAAAACAACUCUAUUACGACCAUACAUUUCAGAAUGACAGACGCCAAGCCAGUUGCACAGGACGUCGCCAUGGACGCCGAAGAAGUCAUUAUCACAGCGGACCAGCUCCCGGCCAGCACCACGUCAGCCGGCCCCACACAGCCUGCAGCCACCACCGACAAGCCUGAUUUUGCGCCGCUGUCGGCCAAGGAGGUGCGCAGCAAAAAGAAUGAGUUCCGGCGAAUCCGGGUGCCGCCGCACCGGUUUGCGCCGCUGAAGAACGACUGGCUGAAAAUCUACUCGCCCAUCGUCGAGUACCUGAAGCUGCAGGUGCGGAUGAACCCCAAGUCGCGCAUGAUUGAGAUCCGCACAUGCGCGGAGACCGAGGACCCUGGAGCGGUGCAGAAGGCAGCCGAUUUUGUGCGUGCCUUUGUCCUGGGCUUCUCAGCCGAGGACGCGCUGGCGCUGCUGCGUAUGGACGACCUGUACCUGGAGAGCUUCGAGAUCAAGGAUGUGAAGACACUGAACGGCGACCAUCUGUCGCGCGCUAUUGGUCGCAUUGCCGGAAAGGACGGCAAGACAAAGUUCACCAUUGAGAAUGCCACUAAGACGCGUAUCGUGCUGGCCGACUCCAAGAUCCAUGUGCUGGGCACUUUCCAGAAUAUCAAGGUUGCGCGGGACGCUGUCGUCAGCCUGAUUCUCGGUAGCCCGCCUGGCAAGGUCUACGCCAACCUGCGCACAAUCGCCUCGCGGAUGAAGGAGCGCUUCUAGAUGUCUUUUAUUUUGGUAGUGGAAAUUUGAGCACUUUACGCAGCCCCACGUGCUGGAACACCAGGUUCUGCACCAGACUGAAUGCCGCCGACACUGCCCAGUAAAGCACGAUCGCUACGGGCUGGCCAG